Messenger RNA from Amblyraja radiata (thorny skate), 2363 nucleotides. RefSeq names its product basic leucine zipper transcription factor, ATF-like 3 (gene batf3). Gene Ontology annotation, cellular component: nucleus. NCBI's taxonomy places the organism in Eukaryota, Metazoa, Chordata, Chondrichthyes, Rajiformes, Rajidae. Bases 415 to 807 code for a protein of 130 amino acids. Gene Ontology annotation, molecular function: DNA-binding transcription factor activity, RNA polymerase II-specific; RNA polymerase II cis-regulatory region sequence-specific DNA binding. Gene Ontology annotation, biological process: regulation of transcription by RNA polymerase II. The transcript is spliced from 3 exons. The record is from RefSeq and is a predicted model, not a curated record.
AAUUCUCAUCUCCUGUUCCUUUUUGGGAAGAGGCGGUUCGGUGCCCUUUAAACCGAGGGCGGCCAGCCUGCGUGACUGAGUGGGGUUUCGGAGAUUCUUUCUUUCCUAAAUGAUAAACCAAGGCACGUGACUGAAAGUUGGCAAGCGCUAUCCACGAAAAAAACACUCAUGACAAAGUGAAACUGCCAAGACCGCUUUUAGUUUUACAAUUACACCGCCGCGAAAGAGUUUUGAUGAGCUGUGAUCGAUGGCAGUCGGCGCGCUGGACUUCUGUCCCACUACAUGACCUGUCCCGGCUCUCGACACCAGUUCCAAUGGGAAAUCCGGCCUCUUGAAAGCAUGCGACGCUGAACCCUCUCCUUUUGCAAUCGCUUAACUGCUGUGUUUACAAACACGUCUGAUUAUUUGUGUGCCAUGUCUGGGUUAGAGUCUGAAGAGUUCCUCGCUCACAGUUCAGCCAACUGCAGCGACACGGACCAGGCGUCUCAGGGCUGUGGGACGGAGAAGAAGAAACUUCGAAGAAGGGAAAAAAACAGAAUUGCUGCGCAAAGAAGUCGGAAGAAGCAGACCUUGAAGGCAGACGAACUACACGAGGAAUACGAAGGGCUGGAACAGGAAAACAUUGCUCUAAAAAGGGAAAUAAGGAAACUUAGUGAAGAAGUGAAACAUUUAUCAGAUGCUUUGAAAGAUCAUGAAGGAGUAUGUCCAAUGAUACACUGUACCAUGAACUUUGUCACAUCACCAAGACCUCACUCUAAUGUCAUCACCGGCUGUUUAUCAUGCGAAGGCCAAAGUGGAGUCUCAUAGAUGAUUUCAGCAUUGAAUUUUUAAAUUUGAUGUUUCUUUUAAUGAAAAAAUUGGACCUAUAGUUUAAUUUUUAAAUGUUUCUGAUUCUUGUAUGCAACCUGGAGAGUCCCGAGAACAUUAUGCAUGGACCAUAUCGUGACCCACAUGAUGCUGCUAAGGCCCCAUGCAUUGUUUGACCAAGUAUAAGGAUAUAGACGUUGUAAGUUUAUUAUUCUGCGAGUACAUUCUGCUCAGUUUAAACUCUACCUGUUGAACAGGAAGGAAGAUUCUGAAAAUGUACAGCUUUUUAUUUUGGACAGUUUUAAUGAUACAUUCCUCACAAAUCAAAUUUGCUAUCCCCAAAAUGUUCAUCAAUUAUCUGACUGAAACAUGGUACAUUGAGACCACUGGUUCACAGAGAUCUUAAUUUGAAGCAUGUGUAUUCAGAAGGAGACCAAGAAACAGCAAUAAUUAGGUGCACCAUAUAAUAAGAACUUUGUUGAUUACAAAGUCGGCUUUUUGAAGGAAAUCAUUCUAAUAUUUGUUUAUUUAUGUAGUGGUCAACUUGAAAGAUUGUUCUUCCUCAUUAGCUAAUUGGUCAAUAUCAUAUUGUUACUUCAAGUAGCAUAGUAUUGCUCCGUCUACAGUGCAACACUGAUAACUGAACAGUUACAUUUUGUGACCCUCUGCUUUUGGAGCCUUAUGGUGUUUCAGUUCCUGUAAAACAUGAGGGAAGCAAGCCAUAAGGAUCCUGCACUGAAUGAAGUAAUGACAGAGCUGUCUCUAUAUAGCCGAGAAUUAUUCAGCUUUUAUUUAAUUAGAGAUGUUAGUAAGGAGCAUCCCAUCAAUAACUCUGAGAAGUGAUGCUACCUUUGUGUGAAGUAAAUUAUUUCCUUCGAUUGGUUUACUUUCUGACUUAAAUGGACUGUUUUCAUCUUGCUUUUUACUCUAAAGUCUGACAUUACUGGAAGCAUGUGAGCCUGAUGUCAUGUUGUAUUAUUACCAUUGAAUGACCUUGCAUGAUGAUCCACCAAUGUCCUAGAAACUUGCCAUUAUUCAGUUGUCCUGUAAUGAACUACACAACACUCAGUCCCCACCCUAAUGUGAUAACCCAUUAGUCAUUUAAAACAUUCCUGUACUAUUUAAUGUAAAUCAGUUGACACUUCUGUUUUCAAAGUAACACGAUGAAAUUCAAAUGAGUUCAUGAAGUGUUCACACAAUGGUAUUUAGAUUCAUGGAGCUGGCCAAGUUGGCAUUCUAGCCUAGUACCAUUGCCUGCAUUUAGCUCACAUCCUCAGGACUCUUCCUAUCCAUAUAUUUGAAUUUUGAAAGUUGUAAUUAUAUCCACUUCAAUAGCUGCCUCUUGCAACUCAGUCCAGAUACAGACUACCGUUUGAGUGAAAAAGUUGCUCCGGAGGUCUCUCUUCAAACUCUCCCAACUCAACUUAAGCCCAUGCCCUCUAGUUUUUGAAUCCGCUUCUCUGGAAUAAAGGACUGUGAGGGUUCACUUUAUCCAUCCCCGUCAUGAUUUUGUGCACUUCAAUAAGGUGAUCCCACAUCCUCCAAUGCUCCAAAUA